AUGGCUUCGAACUCGAUCCUCGACAACCCCACACGAUGGGAGCGCCUGGGCGAGCCUGAUGGUGAGCUGGAGCAAAUGCUCAAAGACGGGGCCAAGCCACGAUUCACAGGUACUCAUGACGCCUCCAAGAUCCACGAAAUGCGUAAGAGAUGGCACCCCUUGUUCAAGGCAGGCGCAGACGACGUGCUCCGGGAGACUGGGGGCGAGGUGAUAGAGACCGAGAUCUUCAUCCCAACCCGGGAUGGAUAUCAGCUUCGGGGUCUCCUCUAUCGCUCGCGGAAGACGCCGGUAUCGGGCGCUCCCCUCGUGCUCCUAUUCCACGGCGGUGGCUUUUGUGCAGGCAAUGCCGAGGCGGAGGCACCAGGGUGUAUCACCUCUGCACAGGCUCAUGGAUGCGUAUCGAUUAGUCUGGAAUAUCGGAUGGCGCCCGAGAUUAAGUUCCCGACGCCGUGGGAUGAUUGUUGGGAUGCUCUUGUCUGGAUCUGUGCCAACGCCUCGAAGCUCGGAGCCGAUCUAUCCCUGGGCUUCGUGAUUGGUGGCACAUCCGCAGGAGGCCAUCUCGCCAUACCGCUGGUUCACAAGGCUAGAGAUGAAAAGCUUUCCCCUCCGGUGACUGGGGUUUACCUCAAUGCAUCUCCAGCCUUGGCACCCCAGGCAGUUACAGAGGAGUACAAGGCUCUUUAUCGGAGCCGGGAGACUCUUAGCAGUGGUCUCUCGCUGACAGCUGAGUCUAUCAGUCUGUAUGACCGCGUGAUGGAACCCGAGUUUUCCUCACCGUACUGGAGUCCGUUACUCUGGCCGACGGGACACGCGAACCUGCCACCGCACUUCUUCCAAGUGUGUGGUGCCGAUAUGCUUCGAGACGAGGCCCUCAUCUAUGCCCGUCAGCUCAAACAGAAUGGGGUUCCGACAGAGGUUGUUGUCUACCAGGGAAUGCCGCACGUUUUCUGUGCUGGGGCGGUUGAAUCAGCCAGCCUAUCUCUCUUGAAUCUAGAUUCUCCGUUUGAGAGCACUUUUGCUUGUUUCCAAUUCCAAACUCAUGACCCCUUCCCCGCGCACGCACCAGAUCUGGGACAAUCUGGGGUCAGGGACCUGGAGCGGAUCUGGAGCGGAACUUCAAUGUUGGAGGUAUCCAUUCUCGGUACUGCGCAGAUAAGCCAGCCUGGCCUGGCAUCGGAAGCGGCUACGAGUUCGUAUAUAAAAAUCGCCAGUGUCGUCGAUCAGGAAUUAUCUUUGUCGGUCAGAACUAUCUUUUGCACAUUUCCCUCCUCGUUCGCUCUACACAGCCCUGUGCCAGCCGACACAAGCCAAAUAGCCCACGCCAUGCAUUUCUUCGAGGAACUGACAGGGCCGACUUUGGUUGUUGCUUUGUUUUGCUCCCUUGGCGGAUUGUCCUUUGGCAUCGACUUCGGCUAUUGGUCUGGGGUACUCGGCAUGGAACAGUUUGCGAAAGUGUUUGGGACUUACAAUGCUUCGGAAGAUAAUUACCAUAUCCCUUCCAGUUGGAAGUCUGCUGGGAGCGGCUUACCUAUGGCCGGAUUGGCAAUGGGCGCGCUGCUCUCGGGCUUCGUCGGCAGGCCUCUUGGCCGAGUUCGUACCCUGCAGCUAUCCUAUGUGAUCGCUCUCGUCGGUGUCGUCAUUCAGAGUACAGCCAUUACUUCUUACUGGCAGAUCACUGUUGGUCGCAUCAUUACCGCUGUCGCUCUUGGUAUUCUGGCCAAUACCGUUCCAGCAUACCUGGCAGAGGUUGCUCCUCUUUCGGUUCGUGGCACGCUGGUCAACUUUUACCAAUUCUCCAUUGGAGUCGGUGCAGUCCUCGUGGCUACGUGUAACUGGGGUCUGUAUCAGCGAACGGACCAGUGGGCAUAUCGCACGCCGAUCAUCCUACAGGCUGUCCUGCCUCUUGUCUUUCUUGCCGGCUCUUUCUUCAUGCCUGAGAGCCCCCGCUGGCUGCUGGGUAUUGGAAAGGCUGAUGAGGCUAGAAGAGAGCUGGAGAGACUUCGUCCUCGAGCUGACCGGGAUAUCAUUGAUCAAGAAAUCCAACUUAUUGCAGCUGCUGAGGAGGAGAAUAAGGCACUGAGCCAUGGUACAUGGCUCGACUGCUUUAGCAAUACCAAUCUUCGUCGUACACUGAUCAUGAUUGGAGUACAGUCCUUUCAACAGGCUCAAGGCAUCUCGUUCAUGAGUCAAUACUCAGUUGUCUUCUUUCAGGCCAUCGGCUUUGAGGAUGCAUACAUGAUCAACGUGCUGAUGAGUAUGUGUAUGGCUAUCUCCAGUGCCUUCGCGUUCUAUCUCCCUGACCGUUUCGGCCGUCGCUGGAUCAUGAUUGUUUCGGCUAUCAUCAUGGCCGCAAGCCUAUGCUCUGUUGCUGGAAUCACAGGGUUUGGUCCGCAAGCGACCAGCAAGAGCACGCUGAACGGAGCUAUGGCAGCCAUCUUUCUCUGGCAGAUCUUUACCUCGAUCGGAUGGAGUAGCUGUGUCUGGAUCAUCACAGCGGAGGUGCCAACCCUCGUGCUCCGCGAAAAGUCAAUCACAAUUGCCACAGUCUGCGGCUUCUGCGUUAGCGUAUUAAUCUCUUUCGUCAGCCCUUACAUUCAAGACAAGGGCUACGGUGGCCUGGAGGGGCGGAUCGGCCUUCUUUAUGGCGGUAUGUCUGUCGCUGCCGCGGUGUGGGCCUUUUUGUUUGUGCCCGAAACUGGCUCCCGGGGUCUCGAGGAGUUGGACGAGUUGUUCCGAAACCAGGUGUCCGUCUUCAAAUUCAACCGUUACGAGACGAGCGGCAUUGGCGCCCAGAUCCAUAUUGUCGAGGGUAUGCCCCAUCAGAGACAACUGGCUGACAAGGAGGCUAUGGAGGAGAAGGCUGCUGAGGCGGCUCAGAUGUCCUAA
Messenger RNA from Thyridium curvatum, 2886 nucleotides. RefSeq lists its product as uncharacterized. Gene Ontology annotation, molecular function: carbohydrate:proton symporter activity; hydrolase activity. The coding region runs from base 1 to 2886 and encodes 961 amino acids. Gene Ontology annotation, cellular component: membrane. The transcript is spliced from 9 exons. The record is from RefSeq and is a predicted model, not a curated record. NCBI's taxonomy places the organism in Eukaryota, Fungi, Ascomycota, Sordariomycetes, Thyridiales, Thyridiaceae. Gene Ontology annotation, biological process: transmembrane transport; carbohydrate transport.